GUGCGCACUAGAAGAAAUUUGUAGUUUAAAGAUGGCGCUACCCGGUGUUUUACUCGUGCGGCUGAGAGCCUUGUGCAACCUUGGGAAAUGUGUUGAUGCCGGGAGUAAAAUUGGACCAAACUGGAGCAAACAUGUGCGGAACUACAAGACAAAAGCUAGAAACUUCCAGGAACAGGGAGCGUCGUCAUCCCGGCCUGAGCGAGGUCGCAGAGAUCUUCUGAAGGAGUUCCCUGAACCCAAGAGCCUGUUGAAUAACACCAUCUCCCGGUCACUGGGAGUGAACGACAUGUCCCAGUUGGUCCAGUACAACUGCACAGAGGAGGCAGGGCUCAAGAGAGCCACUGUCACCGUCCUGUGGCCCAGCAAGUUCGAAAUGGAGGGAUAUGCCUCUAAAAGGAGUGAUGCCGAAAGAUUUGCUGCCGCCGCCGCUUGUCUCAAGCUGAAGGAGCUUGGUGUUAUUGGUCCAAACAAUCAGAUGCCUAAGAAGAGAGCCGGUCGUGGGAGAGGAGCGCACCUGUCACCUUUGUAUGAUGCUGAGGAUAGCGCCUGGACCAAUAAUGUGCACAUGCCGAGAGCUAAAGGACAUGAACAAAAUGUAUCCCCGGCUGAAUUAGAAGACACCUCCAAAGUCACUGAAGCUCUUUCCCAGUUUCCACAGCCUAAAUCUCUCCUGACCAGGGUGGUCCAGGUGGCCACAUCCACCAACAGAAUCAGGGAGCUAAUACAGUUCAGAACAAUGGGAGGGAAGCUAAAGAAGUGUGAACUGACGCUCCACUGGCCAGAGAGGAUGACGUUCACAGGCACGGCUGGCAACAGAGUGACAGCAGAGAAGAGAGCUGCAGCUCUUGCCUGCAUGAAACUAAAGGAGCUGGAGUUGCUGGAUCAGGACAACAACCCGCUGACUCAUGCCAAGUACCACCGUGAGCAGGUGAAGGCGUCAGGAGAGAGGGAGAGGCGGCCCUUCCCACUGAAUGUCCCGGAAUACCUGGAGGAGCGCAUGAGAGAGUAUCUCACACAGUACCCAGUGGCCACAGAAAUGCAGAAACUGUGGGAGGAGGAAGAACAGAGAGGGCAGCAGGCGGUAAACCAGGAGGAUGAGGAGGAAGAGGAGGACUUGGUGACAGAUGCCAUCACAGGCCGGCCGUACAGACCCCUCUCCAGCCAGCAGGCCCGGCAUCUCAACGUCCGUCUGCAGGAGGAGUGGGAGAGAGCAGCCCCUGCACUGAGGGUGGAACUCCCCGCCGACGCCCACCGCCAGCACGUCGUCUCAGCAGUGGAGUCCUCCAGGGUGGUUGUGAUCGCCGGCGACACAGGAUGUGGCAAAACAACCAGGAUUCCCCGCUUCCUUCUGGAGGAUCGCGUGACAAGAGGGGAGGGGGCGGACUGUAACAUCCUGGUCACCCAGCCUCGUCGCAUCAGCGCCGUGUCUGUGGCCCAUCGCGUUGCCCAGGAGAUGGGUCCAGCUCUGAAACACUCUGUGGGCUACCAGGUGAGACUUGAGAGUCGUCCCCCAGAGCAUAGUGGAGGGGCCCUGCUGUUCCUCACAGUGGGCGUCCUCCUGAGGAAGCUUCAGGGGAACCCGUCCCUGAAGGGGGUCAGCCAUGUCGUGGUGGACGAGGUCCAUGAGAGAGACAUAAACACAGACCUGCUGUUGGCCCUGCUUCGCUCUUGCAUUACCGAGAACCCUGACCUUCGUGUGGUGCUGAUGAGCGCCACAGGGGACAACGACAGGUUGGCCCAGUACUUUGGUGGCUGCCCAAUUGUAAAGGUGCCUGGGUUCAUGCACCCAGUCCAGGAUAGGUACCUGGAAGAGGUGCUGCGAGAGAUGGGACGCCCACCUCCACCCCCAAUGGAGGAACUGCUGGACAGACAGGAGGGAAAAGAUGAGGCAACACCAGACCUGAAUUUAGUGGCUGAUACUAUCGAGCACAUUGACAGAUACGGAGAGCCUGGUGCAGUGCUGUGUUUCCUCCCUGGGUGGCAAGACAUCAAGGCAGUUCAAGAGAAACUUGAAGCAAAGCCCCACUUUUCUUCAGGCUCCCAGAUGAUCCUGCCAUUGCACUCCAGUUUGUCAGUAGCAGACCAGCAGGCUGUCUUUCAGCGCCCCCAAGUGGGCCAAAGGAAGAUUGUCCUGGCCACUAACAUUGCUGAGACCUCCAUCACUAUAGAUGAUAUUGUUCACGUGGUGGAUGUGGGAACUCAGAAGGAGCAGAAUUACGACCCACGGACUAAGGUCUCGUGUCUGGACACAGUGUGGAUCUCACGUUCCAACGUCACACAACGAAGAGGAAGAGCAGGGCGAUGUCAGCCUGGACACGCCUAUCACCUGUUCCCACGGAAACGUCUGGAAUCCAUGACUACUUUCCCCAUUCCUGAGAUCCUGCGCACCCCUCUGGAGAGCCUAGUAGUGCAGGCCAAAAUCCACAGUCCAAAUAGCAAGGCUGUAGAUUUCUUAUCACAAGUGUUGGACAGCCCAGAGCGUGCAGCGGUGAGAGAUGCGGUCCGCAAUCUCCAAGACAUCGGUGUUCUGGACAAAACAGAAACCCUGACACCGUUGGGAGAGCGUGUAGCCUGUAUGUCAUGUGACCCGCGGCUGGGCAAGGUGCUGGUUCUGGGUGCCAUGUUCCGAUGCGUUCUGCCGUUGUUGUCUAUAGCCGCCUGCCUGACCAGAGACCCUUUCCACAACAGCCUGCAGAACAGGGCACUUGUCAACAAGGCCAAAGAAUCUCUGAGUGGCUCUAGCUACAGUGACUACUUGGUGUUCAGUAGGGCUGUGUUGGGCUGGAGGAGAGUUCAGCACGAAGGAGACAGACAGGACAGACAGGAAUAUUUGGACUCACAUACCCUGUCUGGGGCCAGCCUUCGAUUCAUCAAUGGUCUCAUCUCUCAGUUCAGUGAGAACCUGUAUGAAGCAGAGCUGGUGUCCCGUGCCAGCGCAUGCCAGCAGCCUUUCUCUCCCUACAACAAGCACAGCGACGAGGAUGAGCUGCUAAAGGCUGUACUGCUGGCUGGCCUCUAUCCCAACCUCAUUCAGGUGAAGAAAGGGAUGGUGACCAAAGGAGGGCGCUUUCGCCCCAACAAUCUGUGUUACCGCACAUUCAGUGGACCAGUGCUGCUUCACCGCUCCACAGUCAACAGAGGAGAGGAUCAGCUCCCCAGUCGCUGGCUGACCUUCUUCAGUGCAGUCAAGUCUAACGGUAACGUGUUCAUCAGAGACUCCUCAGUGGUCCACCCCCUGGCCCUGCUGCUGCUCACAGACUGCGACAUCACAGAGACGGUGAGUGGAGACCGUGUGGAGGUAUCACUGCCUGGACACUCUCUGGUGCGCUGUGAGAUGUCAGUGGAGACCUGGGAGCUGCUGUGGGAGCUACGCACCUCCAUUCAGACAAUGUUGUACCGCAACCUCAACAACCCCAACAAUGCCAUGAACAACUCCUCUCAGGAUGGCAAGCUCAUCUCCUUACUUGUGGAGCUCCUCAACAACACAGACUCAAGUCCUUUUGCUGAGACUCACAACAGCGACAGUGAGGUGGACUGAUGAUAUUAAGGAGAAGAAGACUGAAUGGAUGGUUGCACUGUCUACAUGUGUGCAUGGAGAAAUACAGGAGGAUGUUUUUUUUUUUUUUUUUUUGUCUUAAUUAUCUUAUUGUAUUUGGACUUCACCUAUGGCCAAACAAACUGGCAGUCGGAAUCUUCCUUAAUCAUCUACAGAGAGGUAGAUGAGAUGGAAAAAAUACUGGGAAUGUGAAUAGUUACUCAUGGAAUUUGAAUGCACUUCUCAUUUAUUGUGGCAGAAUAUUCUUUAAAUGAAUCAGGGCUCUCAAAGAGCAGAAAUCAAAAUGGUCCAUUGUGUGCCACUGUAAAUAUGCCCGUGGCACAUGACUAACCUCAUUUGGCAUGAGAAAAUCCAUCUGUCUGACUGGAUUUUGGAUUGUCGUCGGUUGUUUGCUUUUCUGAAAAGCAGACGUUAAGCUUUACUCUGUUAAUGAGUACCAAGACAAAGGAUGCCUCUGGCCAAAGGCCAUCAAACUAGAUUGUAUGUAGAAAAUAAUUAAGUCACAUGUUUAUUAUAAUAAAUAUUUAAAAUA
Molecule: messenger RNA, 4088 nt
Organism: Myripristis murdjan (pinecone soldierfish)
Lineage: Eukaryota; Metazoa; Chordata; Actinopteri; Holocentriformes; Holocentridae
Gene: dhx30
Product: DEAH (Asp-Glu-Ala-His) box helicase 30
Exons: 19
Coding region: 32-3538 (1168 amino acids)
Cellular component (GO): intracellular anatomical structure; nucleus; cytoplasm
Molecular function (GO): G-quadruplex RNA binding; DNA helicase activity; ATP binding
Source: RefSeq, a predicted model, not a curated record